Plasmodium knowlesi strain H is the source of this 3111-nucleotide messenger RNA. Its product is annotated as DNA replication ATP-dependent helicase/nuclease DNA2, putative. The transcript has a single exon. The record is from RefSeq and is a predicted model, not a curated record. Gene Ontology annotation, molecular function: 5'-3' DNA helicase activity. Lineage: Eukaryota; Apicomplexa; Aconoidasida; Haemosporida; Plasmodiidae. Bases 1 to 3111 code for a protein of 1036 amino acids.
AUGGAGAAGGAAGAAGAGGGAGAGAAGCAGAACCAAGUGGGCAAAGAGCCCAAUGUGGUGGCGCCGAUCAAAGGGGAGAGACAGGUCGCUAUGAAAAAGUCGCGUCGAGCGCGUGGAAGAGUCUUGGAGAAAUUUGAGGAGCUGAUCAAGCUAGAGAACAUACACGAAAUGAAGGAACUAGAAAUGUGUUAUGCGCAUCUUACCAAAGACGAGUUAAUCGAGAAAGGAAUUCUACUAAACGAUCUAACCAUCAAAACAGCCACGAAAUAUAGUGACAACCAAAAUGCUUACAUUGUUAAGCUAGUUAAAAGGAAAAAAAAAACAAAAACAAAUGACUUAAGUGAUGAAGAAAACAUAGAGAAUUUUAACAACAAUAUGUUUGGUAAGGGGAGCAUAGUACAUUUCUCAAGGAAGAGGAAAGGAUACUGUCUGGAUAAGGAGCACACGGUUGUUAAUAAGAAUUCAGUUAUUAAAGAUAUUGUAAAUAUAUAUGUGUGCACUGUACAUAAAGUGAAAAAAAAUCAGGUUAAUCUUAUUGUUAGACAUGUAGAUGAGUUGUGUAAGGAGCUAAACAUUAGUAACACCUAUUUGCUUGUUGAUAAAAGCUACUUUGAUGUGUGUCUCGUCAAUAGUGAAAUUUCUAUGCAAAGACAACUGCAGGCCAUUAAUUUGAUGAAGGGUACGUUGGAAAAUCCAUCUGAUGUAGUGAAGAUUCUCUUUUUUCGGAAGGCUCCCUCGCAGGAUUUGUUUCUGCGGCAGGUUCUGGGCAUUUUCCGGAGGAAAGAGCAGGGGGAGAAGAAUCUAAAGAAUGAACCGUUAUCACUAUCGGAGGAGUCACCAAAAGUGGAAGAAGCCUCCGAUCUUAGUGAUCAUGCAAAUGGGGAUCCCCCCAUCAGUUACCCCACCGGAUACCCCACCAGCUACCCCACCGGAUACCCCACCGGAUACCCCAGCAGCUACCCCAUCGGCUAUCCCUCCGCAGAGGAUCUGGCCAACGAAUCGAACUACAUCCAUCAAUGUGACAAAACGGAAUGGGGGAACAAAAAUCUAAACGACAGUCAGAAGAAGGCAGUGUACUUCUGCCUAUACUCGAAGGAUAUUUUCUGCGUGCAUGGACCACCAGGGACAGGGAAAACUACGGUGCUCUGCGAAGUGAUCUACCAGUUGGUCAAGAGGAACAAAAAAAUACUCGUGACUGGACCAAGUAAUGUCUCAGUUGAUAAUAUAUUAAGGAAAUGCAUAAACAUGAAUGUGAAGAAUGUUGUUCGAAUUGGCAUAAAAUCAAAAAUAAGCAAAGACUUGUGGAGUUAUAGCUACGACGAAAAAAUAAAAAGUUGCGAUUCCUAUAAAUUGUGUGAAGACAUCGACAAGGACAUAGAAAAAAUGAAAACAGAAAUAAACAAAUUGAAGAGUAAAAAAAAAAAUGAAAAGACUCCAUUCGAUAGAAAAGGAAUAGCUAAUUUGAAAUACGAAAUUAGAAUGUUAAAUAAAAGUCGAAAAAAAAAAAAAAAUAUAUUUUUUACUGAAAUUAUGAAUAGAAAUAACGUCGUUUUUUCUACUUGUUCAAGUAGCUCAAAUUAUGAAUUAAACAAAUAUGUGAAAAAUACAAAUUUUCUUUUCGAUGUUGUUUGUAUUGAUGAGUGUUGUCAGUGCACGGAGCCCUUGUGCUACAUGCCUCUGUUACUAUCGAAGAAAAAUGUUUUCCUUUUUGGGGACCACAAACAACUAGCCCCCUUGGUGAAGCACAACAGUAAGAACAACAAAUUAAACGUUACCCUUUUUGAGAGACUUAUUAAAAAAUAUAAAAGGAAAAUUUCCUACUUCCUUAAGAUACAGUACCGAAUGAAUGAUCUAAUUUUGAAAUGGUCCAACAAAGUGUUCUAUCAGGAUCGCCUUGUUUCACACGACUCUUGCAAAGCCAUCACGGUGGAGGAGCUGCUUUUUCUCACACCCGUGGAGAAGCAUACUGGGCAAGGGGCGAAGCAAAUGAGUGAACGGAAAAAAGACACCAAAGAUAAACAAAAAAAAAUGGAGAAAAAGAAAAAAAAGGGGAAAGAGAAGGAAAAAGAAAGUGGAGAGGAAGAAGAGGAAGGAGAUGAGAACCCCCAGGUGAACACAAAAUUGAAGGACAUGAUUCAAAGCUACACCUAUUGUCCGAUCACGUGGGUUGAGACAGAUGGGUUCGAUGAAUUUCUCGAUGACACCAAGGAGCUGGAUAUGAUACAGCUGGAGAUGAAGGAGAAGAAGGAUGAUAAGGUGGGAGUAAAGAUGCUCAGCAAAGCGCCAGGGGGGGUGGAAUUAGCAGUGCCACCACUUGCAUCAGUUGUAUCAGUUGCACCUUCCUCAAGGGGGGCCCAUGGCGACAGGAAGGAAAAUGAACAGAAACGGCCCGAUAACGAGGAUCCCCUAGAAGAAGGGUUAGACGACCUUGGUGUAUAUGAAGACGAUUUGGAAGAAGCGAAUCAAAGUGAGAACAACAUCACAGGGGAUGAGGGUGUCUUUUUGAAGAAUGAAUCAUGCUCCGAACGAAGUUCGCAUGGGGAGGAGGAGGAGGUAGCCGUUGAUGCAGAGCAAAAAGAAAAGGCACUGGAGGAAGCAGUCCAAAUAGACAUAGACGACAUAGUAAACCUGAACAACAAGUCCAGAAGCAACAGAGGAGAGGCCUACGUGGUUUACAAGUUAAUCGAGCGGAUGUUACAUGUAGAUAAGAUUAGUGCCAAACACAUUUGUGUGAUCACUCCAUACUCGAAGCAAAUGCAUCUACUCAAAAAUAUUCUUUACGAUAAUUUAUACGGUGAGAAGAAUUUCACGUCAAAUUACAAAGACAUCGAAAUAGCAACUGUUGAUUCCUUCCAAGGGAGGGAAAAAGAGAUAGUAAUUUUAUCUCUUGUGUGUUCCAAUUAUUUUAAGAACAUUGGAUUUCUGAAGGAUUAUCGACGUUUAAAUGUGGCUAUUACGAGGGCCAAGAGGCACGUCGUCAUCGUGGGAAAUUCCAGCACCAUAUCAAACGAUAAACUUUUGAAUGAGCUGUACGAGACUGUCCUCAAUCACGGCAAGGUGUACAUGGUGAACGAGUUGGUGGAUGUGGAGCAGAUACCCGUGGGGGCCUAG